AUGACCUUCCAAGUUAUAUUUCUAGAGGCGCUAAAAUUAACUUUCUGCCAGCAUGAAGACGUUGGCGCUUUUUGUGGGUUCUGUAAGAGGCUGCGGUCUUUUAAACCCGAAAAAUCGCAGUACACUCUAAAUCUAGACACCGUAAUUGUCCACGGCAACGUUUUAUCGGCGGAGGUGACGACCGUGGACACUACUGAAGAAAAAAGAACCACAUUGUGGCAUUAUGCUUUGAAGCUGUCAGCUCUGAAGGAUGCAACUUUUCGUAUUGAGCUGGAUGAAGCUGACCCGUUGUACCCGAGAUACAGGUCUCAAUUAGCACUGAACGGAGAACCUAAGCCUGAUGGCCUCAAGCUGAUCUCCAACGAGAACGGUAAACUGACGUUGUCGAACAAUCAAGGCCACAAAGUGAUCAUCACAGCGGAGCCGCUCAAAUUUGAGUUUGUGAACCUCGCCGGAGACACGGUCGUUGUCAUCAACGACAACCAUCAGCUGCUGAUUGAACCGCUGAGGGUGAGAAAAGAGAAGUUGGAUGAUGAGGACUCUAAUGUUGUGGAAGUCGAGGAAGAGGGGACGUGGGGUGAAAACUUCAAGUCCCAUCAUGACAGCAAGAAACGUGGCAACGAAGCCGUCUCUAUGGACUUCAGUUUUCCUGAGGCUGAUCAAGUGUAUGGUAUUCCCGAACACACGGACAAGCUGGCUCUUCGCACCACGACAUCUGGCGAUCCUUACCGGCUUUACAAUUUGGAUGUGUUUGAGUAUGAGCUCGACAGCCGCAUGGCUUUAUAUGGUGCUGUACCAGUUAUGUAUGCACAUGGAGCGAAGCAUUCUGCGGGUAUAUUCUGGCACAAUUCAGCUGAAACCUGGGUGGAUGUUAUCAACUACGCUGACAGCACUGUUGUAUCUUCACUUGUGAAUCUCGUCACCGGUGGGCAGAAGAAGCGUGUGGACGCACGGUUUAUGUCUGAAGCGAACGUGAUUGACGUGUUCGUAUUUCUCGGGGACAAGCCGAAUGAUGUGCUGCGUCAGUACACAGCUAUCACUGGAACUGCUCCCCUGCCUCCUAAAUUCUCUCUGGCGUACCACCAGUGUCGGUGGAACUACGUGGACGAGGCUGACGUCCGCUCCGUAAACGAAGGGUUCGACACUCAUGACUUGCCCGCCGACGUCUUGUGGCUAGACAUCGAAUACACAAACGGGAAGAAGUACUUCACCUGGGAUCCGGUGAAAUUCCCAACCCCUCACGAUAUGGUGGCUAACCUGACGGCGAAGGGCCGUAAGAUGGUGAUCAUCAUCGAUCCCCACAUUAAGCGCGAGGCUGGCUACUUCGUGCACGAGGACUGCACAGACAAAGGUUACUAUGUCAAGGAUAAGGAUGGAAAGGAUUAUGAAGGUUGGUGCUGGCCAGGAUCUUCGUCGUACAUCGACUUCUUGGACCCGGUGUCGAGCCAGUAUUACUCCGACAGGUAUCUGUACGAGAACUUCCCUGGCACCUCCAAAGAUGUCCAUUUCUGGAACGACAUGAACGAACCUAGUGUGUUCAAUGGCCCUGAGAUCACUAUGCCAAAGGACUGUCAACACUACAAACCACCUCAGGACGGCCACGAAGGGGUUUCUUCUUACUGGGAACACAGACACAUUCACAAUGAGUACGGUUUAUUUGUCAUUCGCGCAUCACACAGUGGAAUACUGAAACGGGAUGAGGGAAAGUACAGGCCGUUCAUUCUCACGCGAGCUGUCUUCGCCGGCACUCAGAGGUACGCGGCGGUGUGGACGGGCGACAACGUGGCGGAGUGGGGCUUCCUGGCCGUGUCCGUGCCCAUGUGCCUCUCGCUCGCAGCCGCCGGCGUCAGCUUCUGCGGCUCCGACGUCGGAGGGUUCUUCAAGUACCCGGAGGCUGAGCUCAUGACCCGCUGGUAUCAGGCGGCUGCUUACCAGGCGUUUAUGCGUGCUCACUCGCACAUCGAGACCAAGCGGCGCGAGCCCUGGCUCUACGACGCCUCGACCCUUGCGCUUCUUAGAGAUGCUCUGCGCAAGCGAUAUGCACUUCUCGACUUCUGGUAUACAUUGUUCUACGAGCAUACUCUUGACGGUCUACCCGUAACUAGGGCGCUUUACCAAGAAUAUCCUAACGAGGAGGAGACCUUCACUAUUGAUGAUCAGUACUUAAUCGGCGACAAGCUCCUGGUGCGGCCGGUGGUGGAACCCGGCGUCACCAGCGUCAAGGUGUACCUGCCCGGCGCCGCCAACAAUGUGCUGUGGUACGACGUGGACUCGUACGUCGCACUCCCAGCCAGAGGAUACUUCACGCAGGACGUCACGAUCGCCAAGAUCCCGGUGUACCAGCGCGGCGGCAGCAUCGUCCCGCGCAAGGAGCGCGUGCGCCGCUCCUCCGCGCUGAUGGCCGACGACCCCUACACGCUCGUCGUUGCGCUCGACACUGACAACAAGGCUCACGGCACGCUGUACAUCGACGAUGGCGAGACAUACGAGUAUCUCAACAACAAACACAUAUACGCGAGAAUCGACUACGAGCCCUCAGGCAUCACUUACUCGUUUAUUGACGACAAAGCCCACUAUCCGACUCGCUCGUGGGUAGAACGCAUUGUGAUCGCCGGCAUCAAAACCCCCCCAAAGACAGCCAAGCUGAUCCAAGGCGACAAACAAACCGCACUACAGAUGACACUGCACAAAGGCAAUGAUGUCUUGGUGGUGAGGAAACCAGGCGCCAAAAUGGCCCAGGAGUGGCGUAUCACUUUUAGUUAUUAA
This is a messenger RNA of Arctia plantaginis, 2766 nucleotides long. The record is from the annotation of a GenBank genome assembly. NCBI's taxonomy places the organism in Eukaryota, Metazoa, Arthropoda, Insecta, Lepidoptera, Erebidae.